UUUCUUUUUCCGGUCUUCUGAGCGCUAACACAAGGCAGCAGACAUGGCGUACCGCGGCGCGCCAGGCCCGAAAGUACAGAAAGUGAUGGUGCAGCCCAUCAACCUCAUUUUCAGAUAUCUCCAGAAUAGGUCACGAAUCCAGGUGUGGCUUUAUGAGCAAGUGAACAUGCGUAUAGAAGGCUGCAUCAUUGGUUUUGAUGAAUAUAUGAAUUUAGUACUGGAUGAUGCAGAGGAAAUUCACAUGAAAACAAAGUAUCGUAAACCUCUUGGUCGCAUCAUGUUAAAAGGAGACAACAUCACAUUGCUUCAGAGUGUCAUAAAUUAACCUCACUGGUUGUUGUGUAGAAAACCUCACCAGUCUGAGUGUUUGGUUCUUUUUGUUUUUUUUGUUUUGUUUUUUUAAUACUAUGUGGAAUGUUCAAAAGCAAUUUUGUUUUAGGAGAUCUUAUAAUAUAGACUGUUAAUUGUGUUGUGCUACUGAGAACUUUUAGUAGCUUUCAAUAAAUGUCUUUUUUGAUAAAUA
Bombina bombina (fire-bellied toad) is the source of this 523-nucleotide messenger RNA. It is a transcript of the gene SNRPE, whose product is annotated as small nuclear ribonucleoprotein polypeptide E. Gene Ontology annotation, molecular function: RNA binding. Bases 44 to 325 code for a protein of 93 amino acids. Gene Ontology annotation, cellular component: U1 snRNP; U4 snRNP; precatalytic spliceosome. NCBI's taxonomy places the organism in Eukaryota, Metazoa, Chordata, Amphibia, Anura, Bombinatoridae. The transcript is spliced from 5 exons. Gene Ontology annotation, biological process: spliceosomal snRNP assembly; mRNA splicing, via spliceosome. The record is from RefSeq and is a predicted model, not a curated record.